Messenger RNA from Striga hermonthica, 432 nucleotides. The record is from the annotation of a GenBank genome assembly. Lineage: Eukaryota; Viridiplantae; Streptophyta; Magnoliopsida; Lamiales; Orobanchaceae.
AUGGGGUCUGAAGGUCCUGCUGCUUCCGCCGCCGUAACAAUCCAUGUGACGGGAUUUAAAAAAUUCCACGGGGUUACAGAGAAUCCAACCGAGACUAUUGUGAGCAAUCUCGAAGCCUUCAUGAACAAACGGGGUUUGCCAAAAGGGUUGAUCCUAGGCAGUUGCACAAUUCUUGAAACAGCGGGUCAUGGAGCCCUUGUUUCUUUAUACCAAACAUUGCAGUCUGCUGUGAGCAUGAAUGCCGACAUGCCAAAUUCGGGUAGUGUUAUUUGGGUUCAUUUUGGGGUAAAUAGUGGAGCAACAAGAUUCGCUUUAGAGAACCAAGCUUUUAAUGAAGCUACUUUCCGUUGCCCAGAUGAGAUGGGGUGGAAGCCUCAGAAAGUUGCCAUUGUUCCAGCAGAUGGUGGGAUCUCACGAAUUCGGAAGGUAUAG